AUAGUUAUGAAUGCUGACGAACAAUGUAUACGAAGUUUAAGGAGAAAGUCUGUCUGAUGCAUAUACAAAGCCAAUUGUAAUUAUUAUCGCGUUAUAAUGACCAAUCUUUUCAUCCAUCUGUACAAUGUAUUUGAAAAAAAAUAAGUUCGUUUUUAUUUAUCUUUUUAUCGGUUGUAUUAUAACCUUAUUUUGUAAACACAAGAAAGAAGGCGCCAGUUACGAUUUGUUUGAGAGCAAUUGGACAUAAAUCAUCCAGACCAAGAUUCUGCAAUAUUAUACUUUGAAUAAAAGUACUAUCCUACUAUAAGAUUAGGUGCAUAUAGAAUGUUAUGAUAAUAAAGGAGAAUGGAAGUAGAAUUUACGAAUACAAUAUGUGGAGAAGAAACCAGUCCCUUGGAGGCGUCAAUAUACAGUUUAGAGGUGAUUAGAUUAGCAGGUGAGGUAGAUGAGGAUAUAAGUUCAAAUUUUGCUGCUCUCGAAGAGAAAAAGCGAGAAGCAAAAAAGAAGUUCAUUAAUUCUUGUUCUAAGAGAUUAAUACUUGAAACUAUUUUAAAUGAUCAGAAAGAUUGGCCAACUCUUACAGAUGCAGCUGAAGAGUUAAAAGCCACAUCACGGAAUUUAAAAACUUGUAAAUCUGAAGUAGAAGAAACUAAGAAAACAAUUUUUUCAUUAUGUGAGACAGCAGAAAAUGCAUACGUGCUUUUAAAAUCAAGAAUUAAAGAAUUACAGAAAAAUAUGACAUCACUCGAGACAAAGAAAAAGAUUUUAGAAGAAUUGAGAGGCCAACAAAAAGAAAUUAUGUCUGAUAAAACAGUAGAAAUUCAACAAGCUGCAGAAAAUCAGACUUUGGCUGUAAUAGAACAGUGUCAAGAAUCUAUAGAUAAGAAUCAGUUGCAUAUAAAACAUUUAGAGCUGGCCAUUAAUAGAGUUAAAGAGAGAAUGGAAAUUAUAGCCAGUUUAGAUGAUCAAUCAACAGAACCUACUCACACUUUACAGUUAGAAAGGAUCCAAUCAAUGAUAACAGUUUUUGAAAAGUUGGGAGGUAUUAAAGUCAAAUCUGUUGAUGAUGAUAAAUUACAAUUAGAAUUUGAUAGUCAGGAUGACCAAAACUCGGACAGACCUAAACUAUUACUUACCCUAACCUUUAUACUCGGAUCAUUCAACAAACCUUACUUAAAAGAUGCUGAGGUUAAUAUUCUGUCAUUAGAUGUAAAAGAUAUAUUAGAAGAAGCUGUUAAUAAUAAUAAUGUGGUGAAGCUGAUACAUGAAUUAAAGACUAGAUGGUUCUCACAUGUUCCACUUCUAUCAGAGAUAAAUAAAAUACAGAACAGUUAUGCUAUAGAUUGGAUACAAGAGGAAGGUAUAAUACGUGUCAUGGCAGGUCGAGGUGGUAGUAUUGUUUUGACAUUAUCCAUACCAUCAACCUAUCCUGUUGAAGGAACAGUAACUCUUGUUGAUAUUAAAGGUAGUAAAAUAGACGCCGACCAACUCCAGGAGAACACACAAUGUAAAACUUUAGAGGAAUGGGUCAAAUAUCUUGAAUACAAAUUUGGAAAACCAUAAAAGAUUGUUCUGUAUAAAUGACUGUGCUAAAUUAUAUUUCCUUCUUAUAAUUUCUGUAUUUCAUAUUUUUUAUACAAACUUUUUAAAUUGUGUUUCCUUCUUCUAUCCUUACGAUUUCUAUAUUUCAUACCUUAUCAUUAUCUAUAUGAGUUAUAGAUAUUAACCUUCCAUCCUUAUUUCUAUAUUUCAUACCUUAUGACUAAUAAAUAUUA
Molecule: messenger RNA, 1775 nt
Organism: Patella vulgata (common limpet)
Lineage: Eukaryota; Metazoa; Mollusca; Gastropoda; Patellidae
Exons: 12
Coding region: 346-1563 (405 amino acids)
Source: RefSeq, a predicted model, not a curated record